AUGCUGACGGGCCGAAUGCAACUCAAUUCACGUCUGCUCAAUUGUCUUGUCGCAUUUUAUGCCGGUUGCCGCAUGGUUUGGAGGACAACUCCUGCCACAAUUGCAGACACGUCUGCACGCACACGCGUGCACGUACACGCAGACUGGCUGUGUGACGAUAGUCAUCUUCGAGCAGGCUCAAAGUCUACCACCGUCUCAGAUCCAGCCAGGACUCAUCGCCAUGGCAGCCCCAGUUUUUUGGUGGAAAACCGAUAA
Messenger RNA from Protopolystoma xenopodis, 255 nucleotides. NCBI's taxonomy places the organism in Eukaryota, Metazoa, Platyhelminthes, Monogenea, Polystomatidea, Polystomatidae. The record is from the annotation of a GenBank genome assembly.